AAGGUUUUAGCAAGACCACAUAUAGAGUAAAAAUAGAAAAUGCUGAAAAUAAACAGGCAGCAUCUGUGGACAGAGAAACGUUUCGGUAUGAUGACUUUUCAUCAAAACUUAACCUUUAGUGUGCUGUGUACAAUGUGGUCUCCAUACCCAAAAGGAUAUGUCAUAAGAAAGCGAAGCAAAAGUGGGCCAAAAGAGGAAACAGAGGCAGCAGCAGUCGGGCUCUGACUGACACUCCCUGCAGGUGGCAGUGACGUGACCAGGGAUCAGAUGAGGGGUGUGAGAGACGACGCUCGGUUCUCAGCCAAUAGGAACUCUCACGGCCCCGACGCCUUCAGCGCGUCGCGUCAUUCCAGCCCGUCCCCCGUAGCAACCAAUCAGCGCGCGACAGAGGGGCUGGUGUCAAUGUCAAACGGUCGCAGGGGGCUCGCGGGUGGAAGCCGGGUCUUUCAUUCCGCGCGACGAGCGGUGGGGCGAAGGACGUCCGUAACGCGCAGGAAAUGCUGGAAGGUUUAUCUUCUUGUGUUCCAACAUAGCCUGAUGAAAUGUUGGUGCCUAUGCAGCUAGUGUUUUCAGCACUUAGAAAUGGAGAGGCACGCAGGGUCCAUGCCAUAGUUUGCCACCAAUGUAGCCUCCAAAGCUGCCUAUCUACUCAAGCUGGUCAACACACAACAAACAGAUCCUUGCUAAAGACUUUUCCAAGUCCCUUACUCAGCUCACGCAAGCCAGUAGUGCUAUUUGGUCAUUUCCAUUUGAGGAAUUACAGGACCACAGUUGCACAGCUUUAUAGCCUUACCCCUCCUCAGGUUAACAGCAUCUUGAAGGCAAAUGAGUACAGUUUUAAAGUACCUGAAUUUGAUGGGAAGAAUGUUAGUUCUGUUCUAGGUUUUGACACUAACCAGUUACCAUCCAAUUCUCCAGUUGAAGAUCGAAGAUGCGCAGCUACAUGUUUGCAGACUCGAGGCAUGCUAUUGGGCGUUAUUGAUGGACAUGCAGGUUGUGCCUGUGCACAGGGAGUCAGUGAACGACUUUUUUACUAUAUUGCUGUUUCUUUGUUACAUCAUGAGACCUUGUUGGAAAUAGAGAAUGCAGUGGAUAAUGGCCGAGUUGUAUUGCCACUUUUACAAUGGCACAAACAUCCCAAUGAUUACUUCAGUAAGGAAGCUUCAAAAAUGUACUUUGAUAGCCUAAGAACCUACUGGCAAGAGUUAAUUGAUCUCCACACAGAGGAGACACCUGAUACCGUGGAAGCACUGAUAAAUUCGUUCAAAAGGCUUGAUAAUGAUAUUUCAUUGGAAGCUCAAGUGCGUAGUGAUAACUCUUUUCUCAAUUAUUGGCAGUUGCAGGUGGCAUUUUCUGGUGCAACUGCUUGUGUUGCACACAUAGAUGGUGUGGACUUGUAUAUUGCAAAUACUGGUGACAGCAGAGCAGUGCUUGGUGUUCAAGAAGAGGAUGGAACCUGGUCUGCAGUCACACUGUCCAAUGACCAUAAUGCACAGAAUGAAAGUGAAAUUGAAAGAGUUAAAUCUGAACACCCAAAAUCUGAAGCAAAAACUGUUGUUAAACAGGACCGUUUACUUGGUUUGCUAAUGCCAUUUAGAGCUUUUGGAGAUGUUAAGUUCAAAUGGAGCAUUGAGCUGCAAAAGCGGGUACUUGAGUCUGGUCCAGAGCUAUUAAAUGAAAAUGAAUGUACAAAAUUUAUCCCACCCAAUUAUCACACUCCCCCAUACCUAACAGCUCAGCCUGAAGUCACUUAUCAUAAAUUAAGACCUCAGGAUAAAUUCCUUGUUUUAGCCACAGAUGGGCUAUGGGAAAUAUUACAUAGACAGGAAGUUGUAAGAAUUGUUGGGGAACAUCUAACUGGUGUCCAUCUUCAGCAACCUAUUACUGUUGGGGGUUACAAAGUGACACUUGGUCAGAUGCAUGAAUUGUUAAUGGAGAGAAGAGCUCGUAUUUCGUCUGCGUUUGAGGAUCAAAAUUCUGCAACUCAUCUUAUACGGUAUGCAGUUGGUCACAAUGAGUUUGGGGCAAUUGAUCAUAAGCGAUUAUCGAAGAUGCUGAGUCUUCCUGAAGAUCUGGCACGAAUGUACAGAGAUGAUAUAACAGUUACUGUUGUGCAGUUUAAUUCUCAUGUUAUAAAUGCACAUUACAAGCAUAAUUCAGAAAACUAAAAUUCAUGCUAGUAAGUGUUCCAUGCAAAGAUGGUUGAGGAAUUAUAGAAUGAUUGUACAAGACUUUUUAGUUUAAGCUUCAAAGCAAUUUGGUUACUAUGAUGCUGGAGGAACUCAGCAGGCCAAGCAGCAACCA
Molecule: messenger RNA, 2304 nt
Organism: Pristis pectinata (smalltooth sawfish)
Lineage: Eukaryota; Metazoa; Chordata; Chondrichthyes; Rhinopristiformes; Pristidae
Product: pyruvate dehydrogenase [acetyl-transferring]-phosphatase 1, mitochondrial-like
Exons: 2
Coding region: 543-2168 (541 amino acids)
Biological process (GO): protein dephosphorylation
Molecular function (GO): protein serine/threonine phosphatase activity
Source: RefSeq, a predicted model, not a curated record